AUGCUUCCAUUGCUUCGGCAGUCUAUGUUUCACGCGCGUCGCCCACCUUAUAAGUUAAAUUUACUGUUUUGCAUAAGGAAUGCGAAUAUUCAUAUCCUCCGGAAUACCUCAUGGACAAGCCGUGACCGGGCUUCAGCUGAACGGCCACAGAGCCCCCGGCUUUAUACCCCCUAUACUACGCAAAGCCCAGAAAUCUCUCUGGACGAUGAUUUCAUCAGCCCAGAGCAAAGGGAACAAAUAUUCAAUGGCGUGUUCCCUGCUGACUUUUCGGGUGAAGUGAUAUCCUUGAGAACAACAAGACAAGAAUUCCACCACAUAUCAAAGGCAUUUAGAGCCUCAACAGACAAGAAAAGUCAAAAUGCAACUGUGCAAUUUAAUGAGGGUUUCCACAGCACCACCAUCAGGCACAAUCAAGUCCACCUGCAUUCAUGUUUAAUCAAUUCCGUUUCUCAUCAACUCUGGAAUCUCAUAAAUCUAGACGAGAUUUCAUUUUACUGUGAUUCUACGAUAUCUGAGGGAAUCCCCGACCCAGACAUUCAGAUGGUCAUAGACUCAGAAUGGGGCAUGGAAUCCGUUUUUGCUGUUGAGGUUGGCUUUUCGCAGACCAGUGUGGACCUGGAGAAGAGAAUGAGACAUCUUAUUGAAAAGACUACAGUCAAGGUCGCUAUGCUGUUUGAUAUUAAGGAGACUCCUAAUUAUAAAAACCCCCUCCAAACGGAAGAAAAUAAAAAGAUCUAUCACUCUGAGAGAAUGGCUCGCCCGGGAAAUCCCAGUGUACUAAUUCAGCAGUACUGCAAAGGAAGGGCUCCCUAUAGCCCCGUGUUCUUAUACGGCGCUCGAUGGAUGGGUGAGCUUACCGCUGCAGUGCAGGUAUUUGGUAAAAGCACUUCUACAGGAGAGCCCAUCACGCGGACACCAAGAAUUACCUUCUUCGGGGCCCCAAAGUCUCCCAAAUCGAAUGAAGGGCAAUUGGAGACACCUAUGUACAACGCCUACCCUUGUUUGAAUGUAAAGUUGUCAGACUGCGUACAGUCAGACGAUGAGGCUUACAAUAAGGAGCUGGUACUGAACUGGGACAAAAUAAGACACGAACUGGAGAGAGCUAGGCGCUGUCUUGCUGCCGAAAGGCACGCAGCGGCUGCCCUUAAACUGUCUGUUGGUGGAAACCCAUGA
Messenger RNA from Trichophyton verrucosum HKI 0517, 1173 nucleotides. RefSeq lists its product as uncharacterized. The transcript is spliced from 3 exons. The coding region runs from base 1 to 1173 and encodes 390 amino acids. NCBI's taxonomy places the organism in Eukaryota, Fungi, Ascomycota, Eurotiomycetes, Onygenales, Arthrodermataceae. The record is from RefSeq and is a predicted model, not a curated record.